This is a messenger RNA of Orcinus orca (killer whale), 1107 nucleotides long. It is a transcript of the gene CLDN15, whose product is annotated as claudin 15. The record is from RefSeq and is a predicted model, not a curated record. Gene Ontology annotation, molecular function: structural molecule activity. The transcript is spliced from 5 exons. Gene Ontology annotation, cellular component: bicellular tight junction; plasma membrane. Gene Ontology annotation, biological process: bicellular tight junction assembly; cell adhesion. Bases 1 to 708 code for a protein of 235 amino acids. Lineage: Eukaryota; Metazoa; Chordata; Mammalia; Artiodactyla; Delphinidae.
AUGUCGGUGGCUGUGGAGAUCUUCGGCUUCUUCAUCGCAGCCCUGGGGCUGCUGAUGCUAGGGGUGACCCUGACACACAGCAGCUGGCGAGUGUCCACCGUGCACGGGAACGUCAUCACCACCAGCACCAUCUUCGAGAACCUCUGGUACAGCUGUGCCACCGACUCCCUUGGAGUCUACAACUGCUGGGAGUUUCCGUCCAUGCUGGCCCUCUCUGGGUACAUCCAGGCCUGCCGCGCGCUCAUGAUCACCGCCAUCUUCCUGGGCUUCCUGGGCCUCUUCCUAGGCAUGGUGGGGCUGCGCUGCACGAACAUUGGGGAUCUGGAGCCCUCCAGGAAAACCAAGCUGGCGGCCACCGCAGGGGCCCUAAACAUACUGGCUGGUGUCUGUGGGAUUGUGACCAUCUCCUGGUACGCCUUCCACAUCACUCGGGACUUUUUCGACCCCUUGUACCCUGGAACCAAGUACGAGCUGGGCCCCGCCCUCUACCUGGGCUGGAGCGCCUCCCUGCUCGCCAUCCUGGGUGGCAUCUGCCUCUUCUCCAACUGCUGCGGCUCUCGGAACCAGGACCAAGGCGCCAGCAUCCGGCUUCCGUACAAGGCCCCGGCAAUGCCCGCCAAAAGCCUCGCUGCCCGCCUGCCCACCUCGGCCUCGGAUGAAGAAGGCGACAGCAGCUUUGGCAAGUACGGGAAAAACACUUACGUGUAGGUGGCCUGGCCUGUGGACCCCAUUCCCUUCCCACUGCCCCCAGUGGAGAGGGGUCCCCGUAAACCCGGGGCUGCAGGCGCAGGACCCUGCUCGCGGUAACAAGCUCAGGGCCAAGCCACGCUUCAGGCUCUGCCCCGUGCCCGGAAGCCGCGCCCAGCUCUGACCUCAGGCUCCGCCUUCCCUGUUGGAGCUCCGCCCUGGUCACGCCUCUUUCGUCUGGCCCCCUGGAUCCUCUCAGGCCAAGAACAAGCUUCCUGAGAACUCACCUCUGGCCCCUGAGGCUGGACCCCUCUUAACCUUCUGAGUCUGGGUUCUGGGCCGUUAAGGGGGCGGAGGCGUCCCCGAGUGUUUGUGGUCUGUAUAAAUACUUGCAUAAAUAAAUUUGUACUGCGAACUGUU